Triticum turgidum subsp. durum (durum wheat) is the source of this 2826-nucleotide messenger RNA. The record is from the annotation of a GenBank genome assembly. Lineage: Eukaryota; Viridiplantae; Streptophyta; Magnoliopsida; Poales; Poaceae.
AUGGACCUCACUUCUUCUAACCACUGUAAAUGGGGAGGAGUUACAUGCAAAGAUGGUUUGGUCACUGCCAUUUCCCUUCCACGGCAAACCUUUAGGAAACCAAUCCCACCGUCCCUUUGCCUCCUCAAGAAUCUUACCUACUUGGACCUCUCCUACAAUAACUUCUCCACUUCAUUCCCUACCAUACUCUACAAUUGCUCCAAUCUGAAGUACCUAGACCUUUCCAACAAUGCCUUUGGUGGGAAACUCGCAGCUGACAUAAACAGUUUAUCAGCAAAGCUCGAGCAUCUCAACUUAUCAAGCAAUCGUAUCAUGGGGGAAAUUCCACCAUCGAUUGGAUGGUUUCCAAAGCUCAAGUCGCUGCUCCUCGACACCAACCAGUUUGACGGAAGUUAUCCAGCAAAGGACAUCAGCAAUCUGGCCAACCUCGAGGUGCUGACACUAGCGGAAAAUCCAUUUCUGCCAGCUCCAUUUCAAGUUGAGCUUGGCAAGUUGACACGCCUCACAUACUUGUGGCUGUCAGGUAUGAACAUGACAGGUGAGAUCCCUGAGAGCCUGUCAAGCCUCACAGAGCUCAGUCUGUUGAGUGUGUCAAAUAAUAUGCUGCAAGGCACAAUUCCGACAUGGGUAUGGCAGCAUAAGAAGCUUCAGUACUUGUACAUGUUUGCCAACAGUUUCACAGGCGAGAUUUCCUCCAGUGUCACCGCCGUAAACUUGGUAGAGCUUGAUGUGUCCUCAAACAAUCUGACAGGGACAAUACCAGAUGACUUUGGUAGGCUCAUCAACCUUACCAUGUUGUUUCUCUACACGAAUCAACUUCAUGGGUCAAUACCGCCAAGCAUUGGGUUGCUGCCGAAUCUCAGCGAUAUACGGCUAUUUGAGGACAUGUUAUCUGGUUCCCUUCCACCAGAGCUUGGUAAGCACUCACCACUAGGUAAUCUUGAGGUCUGCAACAAUAACCUCUCGGGCGAGCUGCCAGCUGAUCUUUGCUCCAACAGGAAGUUAUAUGACAUCGUUGUGUUCAAUAAUAACUUUUAUGGAAAGCUUCCACAAUCGCUAGACGGCUGCUACCGGUUGAACAAUUUAAUGCUGUACAACAAUCAUUUUACUGGAGAGUUCCCCAAGAGCAUCUGGUCAGUGGUGACAAAUGAGCUAACGACAGUUAUGAUCCAAAACAACAAUUUCUCUGGGACCUUUCCUACCCAGCUUCCAUGGAACUUUACACGUCUUGAGAUGAGCAAUAAUAGAUUCUCUGGUCCCAUUCCGACUUUAGCAGGCAAAAUCGAAGUAUUCAGGGCAGCAAACAACUCUCUUUGUGGCGAAAUUCCCUGGAAUUUGAUGGGUAUUUCACAGGUAACAGAACUUGACCUUUCUGGAAAUCAAAUUACUGGAUCAAUACCCAUGACAAUUGGAGUGCUAAAGCUCAAUGCACUUAAUCUAAGUGGAAAUCAGAUAUCUGGUACUAUACCUGCAGCGUUUGGAUUUACGUCAGGGCUAACCAUCCUUGACCUCUCCUCGAAUGCGCUAUCUGGCGAGAUCCCAAAAGCGAUCAAUAAGUUGAAACUGAACUUUCUAAACCUCUCCAUGAAUCAACUCACGGGGGAAAUUCCAACAUCAUUGCAAAACGAAGCAUAUGAGCGAAGCUUCCUCUUCAAUCCAGGCCUCUGUGUCUCAUCGAAUAAUUCCAUCCCUAAUUUCCCGAUUUGCAGUGCAAGAGCAAAUAACAACAAUGAUAUCUCCAGGAGGCUUAUAGCCCUCUUUCUUGUUCUUGCCAGUAUCAUGCUUGUGGGUUCGGCAGUUGGUGGUUUCUUGCUAUUAAAGAGGCAAAAGAAUACCCAAGAUCCUCUAUCAUGGAAGCUGACCCAGUUCCAUGCACUGCAUUUCACAGAGUAUGAUGUUCUUUCUGGGCUCUGUGAGCAGAACUGGAUUGGAAGUGGCAGGUCUGGCAAGGUGUACCGAAUUAGUGUUGUGGAUGGAGAAGGUGGUAGUAGAAUGGUGGCUGUUAAAAAGAUAUGGAACGCCCAGAACCUUGACAGCAAGCUCGAGAAGGACUUCCUUGCAGAGGUCCAGAUAUUGGGUGAGAUCCGGCACAUAAACAUUGUCAAGCUGCUCUGCUGCAUCUCAAGCUCAGAGGCAAAGCUUCUUGUCUAUGAGUACAUGGAAAAUGGUAGCUUAGACAGGUGGCUCCAUCAGAGGGAUAGAGUUGGUUCACUGGCACCUUUGGAUUGGCCCACCAGAUUGCAAAUUGCCAUCGACUCGGCAAGAGGUCUCUGCUAUAUGCACCAUGAUAGUUCACCCGCCAUAGUGCACUGUGAUGUCAAGUCUGCCAAUAUCCUUCUGGACCCCGAGUUCAGAGCAAAGAUAGCUGACUUCGGGCUUGCUCGGAUUCUUCUCAAAACCGGAGAUCCUGAGUCAAUUUCUGGCAUAGGUGGUACCUUUGGCUACAUGGCACCAGAGUACGGAUACCGGCUUAAGGUGAAUGAGAAGGUCGAUGUCUACAGCUUCGGAGUGGUCCUGUUGGAGCUCACAACGGGGAGGGUGGCAAAUGAUGGAGGCUUGGAGUACUGCUUGGCAGAAUGGGCAUGGAGACAGUAUCAAGAGUAUGGCCUGUCAAUUGAUCUUCUUGAUGAAGACAUUCGAGAUCCAGCCAACAUUGAAGAUGCAUUCGCAGUGUUUACGCUAGGUGUGAUCUGUACAGGUGGGCAGCCUUCAGUGCGGCCAUCAAUGAAGGAUGUGCUGUACGCUCUUCUCCGGUUUGAACAUAAAUCCAGGGAAAGAAGCCCGCAGCAUGUUGUCUCUGAAGAAAUGUCACUUCUAGAAUCCUAG